UCCAAAGAGGGGAAAGCAAAUGCAGGCAAGAGGAAAAGGGGCUUUCUGCUACAGAUUUGUUCUGCAGCGGGAGAAGCAUUUCCACUACUUGAAGAGAGGCCUGAGACAGCUGACAGAUGCCUAUGAGUGUCUGGAUGCUAGCCGUCCCUGGUUGUGUUAUUGGAUCCUGCACAGUCUCGAGCUGCUGGAGGAGCCCAUCCCGGAGUCGGUGGCUUCAGAUGUCUGCCAGUUCCUAAGCCAGUGCCAGAGCACCCAGGGUGGUUUUGGAGGGGGGCCCAGCCAACACCCACAUCUUGCACCCACGUAUGCAGCUGUCAAUGCUCUCUGCAUCAUUGGUACUGAAGAGGCAUUCAAUGUCAUCAACAGGAAGAAGCUCUUAGAGUAUCUGUAUUCCCUGAAGCAGCCUGAUGGCUCCUUCCUCAUGCAUAUUGGAGGCGAGGUUGACGUCAGGAGUGCAUACUGUGCUGCCUCAGUGGCUUCGCUGACCAACAUUUUCACACCUACACUCUUUGAAGGGACAGCUGUGUGGAUAGCCAGGUGCCAGAACUGGGAGGGUGGCAUUGGUGGAGUCCCUGGCAUGGAGGCUCACGGAGGGUACACUUUCUGUGGACUAGCUGCAUUGGUCAUCCUGAAGAAGGAGCACUUGCUGAAUCUGAAAAGCUUGUUGCACUGGGUCACAAGCCGACAGAUGCGCUUUGAGGGGGGCUUCCAGGGUCGUUGUAAUAAGCUGGUGGAUGGCUGCUACUCCUUCUGGCAAGCCGGCCUGCUGCCCCUUUUACACCGAGCACUCCAUGCCAGAGGUGACACUGCCCUCAGCAUGACACACUGGAUGUUCGACCAGCAGGCACUGCAGGAGUACCUGCUGCUGUGCUGCCAGUGUCCUGCAGGAGGACUGCUGGACAAACCGGGCAAAUCACGGGAUUUUUACCACACCUGCUACUGCCUGAGUGGGCUGUCAGUAGCCCAGCACUUUGGCAGCGGAGAGCUCCUACAUGAAGUGGUGCUGGGAGUCCCUGAGAAUCGCCUUCAGCCAACGCAUCCUGUGUACAACAUCUCCCCAGACAAGGUUGUGCAAGCUGUCCUGUACUUCCUGCAGAAACCCAUCCCUAACCUGGAGCCGGAGCUAGAGCCGGAGCAGGAAGUGCCUGCAGACUAGAUGCCUCUGUGCCAUGGAAUGGACUCUGGCACCGGAUCAUCCUCCCUGGGUUCAGACCAGCCUUAGUCAUCCUGGGGCUCCUUCUUGGAGCUAACUUAGAGCGUGUGCCCCCUCUUGACUUACCCACAAGAGCUCAGGAUGCUAGCCAUACCAAAAAUAACCUGCUCAGUAAUCGCUGCACCAGGCUGUAAGCACAGGGAGUGUGCAGCCUGCUCACUAGCAUGUAGAAGAGGCAGAGGCCCCACUAAUCCUCCAUAUGAAUUAAAAUAAUGAUUUGUGUGAAUCAUUUAGCAUCAAUAAACCAGAGCUAAUAUAUGUUAUUUCCUUUGCACUGUGCUAAGCCUCUAACGGAAGCAGCAGCCUUCUCCCCUGUGUGCUGGAAGUGGCCUGGGUUUCUGGGCUUGUGUCCUGUUGGGCAACAGUGUUGUGGAGAGGUGACUCUGUAAAUGAGCUGGGAGGAAAUGCUCCAGCCUUUUGAUCACCAAACACGGGGCUGCAGCUUGCAGAGUCGGGUACAGAGGAGCAGAGGAUGCACGGCUUCUUUGUGCAUGGCUGGGGUUAGCUGAGCUUUUUCUGAUCCAUCUGGUCCCUUGCCAGUUGGCCCCAACCAGCCCAGGAAGCUGAUGUAAUGUUGCUGCUGCAGUGGUUUAACCAGUCUCUCCUGUUUCUGCGCUCAACGUCAGGCUGGCCCCCCUGCUCAUCCACACCAGACUUAACUCCCCAGGCCAGGAGGAGUCCUACAGGCAACUGAUGGGGUUGGGAUUCAGUCCACUGCCCCCAUCCCUGUCCCAUGUCAGGUCAAAGCUGGGAAUGUGCCUGUUUCCAAAGCAGCAUAGACUUCAGGAACGCCUUGCCUGGGGCCAGCUGCAGAAACAACCACUGUAGCAACAAACGUGGGAUUUCCCACCCUGAGCAGGAUCCAGGGUGAAACAGGGACAGGCCUGUUUCUUAUCUGUCCAGGGACCCAAUUGCAUCAUCUUGGAUGGAACGUUUCUUGCCUCUGCUAAUAAAUCCAUAAUAAAGGCUAAUGUGUUUUCUUA
Alligator sinensis (Chinese alligator) is the source of this 2196-nucleotide messenger RNA. Its product is annotated as protein farnesyltransferase subunit beta. The transcript has 11 exons. NCBI's taxonomy places the organism in Eukaryota, Metazoa, Chordata, Crocodylia, Alligatoridae. Gene Ontology annotation, cellular component: protein farnesyltransferase complex. The coding region runs from base 20 to 1156 and encodes 378 amino acids. Gene Ontology annotation, biological process: protein farnesylation. The record is from RefSeq and is a predicted model, not a curated record. Gene Ontology annotation, molecular function: protein farnesyltransferase activity.